Molecule: messenger RNA, 1578 nt
Organism: Cyphellophora europaea CBS 101466
Lineage: Eukaryota; Fungi; Ascomycota; Eurotiomycetes; Chaetothyriales; Cyphellophoraceae
Exons: 4
Coding region: 1-1578 (525 amino acids)
Biological process (GO): transmembrane transport
Cellular component (GO): membrane
Molecular function (GO): transmembrane transporter activity
Source: RefSeq, a predicted model, not a curated record
AUGCCACCGCCCGCCGUCUUCACCUUCUCGUCCGAUCCGAAGCGUACUCGCUUGAUCUCCGUGAUCGCGGCGACCGUUAUAUCGCUGGCUUGUGGGACAAACUAUGUCUACUCAGCAUGGGCUCCGCAGUUCGCUCAGCGGCUACAAUUGUCCGCGACCCAGAGCAACCUCAUUGGAACAUUUGGCAAUCUGGGUAUGUAUGCUAGCGGCAUACCGCUCGGGAUAAUGGUCGACGCCAAGUCACCACGCUGGGGCGUAGCAUUGGGAAUAGUAUUAUUUUGUGCAGGAUACUUCCCCAUCGCACAGGCGUAUGAUGCGGGGCCAGGAGCCUAUAGUAUGCCCGUGCUAUGCCUCUUCUCCUUCUUCACCGGAGCUGGCAGUUGUUCGGCAUUCACUGCCUCGAUCAAAGUUGCUGCUGUCAACUACCCUGAAUCUCGCGGUACGGCGACCGCGUUCCCUCUUGCUGCUUUCGGCCUGUCGGCGCUCUUCUUCGCUGUCAUCGCACUGGCUAUACCUCACGACACCUAUAGCUUCCUGGUCCUACUCGCUACUGGCACAGUGGCUUUGCCAAUCUUGUCCUUCCCUUUCCUCAACACUAGCCCUCCUCACAGCUACUCAGCCAUCUCACGACGAGCUCGCCGGCGCAAAUCAUCCGCGGAUGAGGGGCCUGUGAUUGAUUCGCCCUCAGCACCUCUCUCGAGAUCUACUUCGCCCCCACCCUGCGCUGCGGACGAUGAUACGGCCGACACACCCUUCCUUUCAGAUGACGAUGAAGCUUCGCCGGAGGAUCUGGAGCGAUCUAAGACCUCCGAGCAAUUCCAACGCGAGUCGCCCGACUACAGGCAUCUGGACGUCCGAGGCUGGUCCCUCGUCUACCUCCCGCGCUUCUGGCUCAUUUUCUGCCUCCUCGGGCUCCUGACAGGCAUCGGCCUGAUGACCAUCAACAAUAUCGGCAACGUAACAGUCGCGCUGUGGAAACAUUCGGACCGUGACGUCGCGCCCAGCUUCAUCACCCGCACGCAGAGCAUGCACGUCUCCAUCCUCUCCUUCUGCAGCUUCUGCGGCCGCCUCCUCUCCGGCAUCGGCUCCGACUACAUCGGCCGCAAGUACCACGCCAGCCGCUUCUGGUGCCUCAUCGCAUCCAGCGCUCUUUUCUGCGCCGCCCAAUACGUCUCCAUCAUCCUCGAAAAUCCCCAUCUCCUUAUCCUGAUUUCAAGCAUCACUGGUGUCGGCUAUGGUAUGCUGUUCGGCGUCUACCCCUCCAUCGUCGCCGACGCCUUUGGCAUACACGGCCUCUCCCAGAACUGGGGCACCAUGACCCUGGCGCCCGUCAUCUCCGGCAAUAUCUUCAACAUCUUGUACGGCCGUAUUUACGACAGCCACAGCAUCGUCGAAGACAACGGUGACCGCAACUGCGUGCUGGGCCGUGAGUGCUACGAGAGCGCCUAUGUCGUCACGUUGUUCGCCGCGGUGGGCGCCCUCGUCUUGAGCAGCUGGGCCGUGUGGCGGGACUGGCGGGAGAAGAAGCGGGACGGAAGGCGGCACGUUGUAGUGCGCGCUCGAGACCAUAAUGCCUGA